CAGUUGUCGGCCUGGCGGCAGGAAGAACGGUCUAACCGCGUGCGUACCUACUGUGAAACGAAACGUCACAGACUCGUAAGCACAUCUGUCAAAUUGAAUUUAUUUUAUUUUUCAAUGUUUUGUUAAUGAAUUAAAAAAGUUAUCUCUAUUUGUAAAAUUCAGAGCACAAUUAAUUUCGAUCAGUGUAUAUAUUAGAACAGUAUAUAAAAGACUAAACCGUUAAAUAUGGGAUUGUGCAACUCGUUUUUGUGCUGUCAAAAUUAAACUUUUGUUAUUGUAAAGUAAGGUGUUAAUAUUCAUCUGUUUUCCCUUGAACUUGGUGUAAUUUCAAACCAGCCAGUGCCAGCUGGAAAGUGACUAAACGUUCUAUUUUCUGUUGUUGUGUGAAGAAGUAAGAAAAUACCUAAAGAAAUAUGUCGAAGGUCUCCCUGAAUAAUGUGCCAUCGAAUCCUCGUAUCAAUCGUUUGAGAACAUUUUCCAGGACGGAAAGUGAGACGUCAUGCGAAGAAGCAGCAAGACUGACGGCGGAAGGCGCAGCCGCAGACGCCGACGACGAUGAGGCCUACGACUAUGGAGCCCUGCCCCCUCCCCCCGACGGGGGCUACGGCUGGGUCGUGGUCUUCGCAUCCUUCAUGUGUAACAUGAUUGUUGACGGCAUAGCCUACACAUUCGGCAUAUUCCUACCAGAACUAGUAACUUACUUCGGCGAGGGUAAAGGCACUGUCGCGUGGGUCGGCAGUCUUCUAUCAGGAUUUUAUCUAGCGGCUGGUCCUGUAGUUUCGGCGUUAUGCAACAAGUUUGGGUGCCGAGCAGUUUGCGUGGCUGGGUCGUUUGUAGCAGCUGCUGCUUUCGUCCUAUCCACGUUCAGUAAAAGUGUCACCAUGAUGAUGAUCACUUACGGGUUGAUCGGAGGUCUCGGCUUCGGUAUGAUCUACCUUCCGUCUGUGGUUGCCGUGGGUUACUACUUCGAGUCCCGGCGAUCCCUCGCUACGGGUAUCGCUGUAUGUGGCUCAGGAGUGGGAACCUUCAGUUUUGCACCCUUAGCUGCCCUACUGCUCAAUGAAUUUGGGUCCUGGCAAAAUGCUAACUUGUUGUUGGCUGGCCUGAUCCUUAACUGUGCUGUUUUCGGUGCCCUGAUGAGACCUUUGGUCUACCCUAAGACAUCAGGCGAAAAGCCGCUACUACAGCGUAUGGCUGAAGAAAAGAGGUUACAAAUGGAACGAGGGUCCAUAGGAGGUUCAUACUUCGUAGUCCAGCUCCCAGACGGUACUAUGGAGAAGCGGUUGAAGGCGCCGCUAAACAUUGAUCCUGGAGUGCACUCUUCGCUAAACUUGGAAGCGUUGGCGCGAGUACCGACUGUUCCUAAUAUGCCUGGAGUACCGACUGUGCCUACUUUACCCACAAUCACUGAGGCUAAAGUUGCUGAUGAUGGCGAGGAGAAAAAGAAGGGCGAAAACGGCAACGUAACAGUAAACCCGCAACAGCAGUUGAUGUCCCGCAACGUAUCAUCCCCCGCGUUCAGUGCGCAUGCGCCGGGUCUGCCCAAGAACGGCUCCGUACCAUUCUUCGACAGGCAGCGCAAACAGAGCACUGGCGACAGGUCCGGUGAUAGAUUCAAACCGUCCCUGGCUGCAAUCAAAGCUACGUCCAAAACUUCAAUGAACAGUCAAUACAGGAAUGCUGAUGGUGACACAGAAAGCAUGAUGUACAAUUCUAAACUCUCGGUGUCUGGUCCUAAAGAGCCUUCUCGCAUGGUUCGCCCAAUGUCCAGGAAAGAUAUCUUCUAUUCAGGAUCUGUGCUCAAUCUACCUCAGUAUCAGAGCCAGAAGUCCCUGCAAGGAUAUAGGAACUCUGUACUGAGUCUGCCACAGAGUAGACAAACUGGGGACUUGGAGAGACAAGAACAAUACGACCUAUGCCCCUGUCUGUCGCUUCCUGACUCAUUCAAAUCAGCCCUAUCAUCGAUGUUGGAUGUAAGCUUACUACGCGACCCAGCCUUCAUGUUGAUCGGAGUUUCCAAUAUAUUCGGCAUGGCGGGACUCUACGUACCUUUUGUAUACAUCGUCGAUGCUGCUCGGCUUAGUGGUGUAGAACCGUCUCAAGCUUCGUUCCUGUUGUCAAUCAUCGGUAUAACCAAUACGAUCGGUCGUAUCGCCUGUGGCUGGGUGGCUGACUUCCCUUGGAUGGACUCGCUGUUGCUCAAUAACGUCUGCCUUGUUAUCGCUACGAUAUCAGUUGGACUGACUCCUUUCUGCACUACAUACGCUACGUACGUCGCUAUUGCAAUCGCUUUUGGUAUCGCCAUAUCUGGCUACAUCUCCCUGACAUCGAUCAUUCUAGUAGACUUACUAGGUCUGGACAAGUUAACGAAUGCCUUCGGUCUUCUGAUCUUGUUCCGUGGCGCGGCCGCCAUGAUAGGUUCCCCCCUCGCCGGCGCCGUGUACGACGCUACUAAGAAUUAUGAUGCUUCCUUCUACAUGGCUGCCGCAUUCUUCUUAGCUAGUACUCUCACGUCUUUUGCUGCGCCUCUGUUCCGCAGAAAACAAGAAGAAGUGCAGCAACCUAUGGACGUCUUAACCCCUAUUGACGAGGACUUGGAAGAAGGUGAGGAGGAGGACGAGGACGACACCCCCAUCACGAUGGGUGCCGCGCUAGCACAGCGCCCCCCCGCCAUCGUGCGCACCGCUGCCUCCCCCUCCGACCCCCCCUCGCCCGACCAACCAACCCCACAAAGAGAAAGCGUACUCUAAACCCACAAACCACUUACAAUCUUAAUUAAUAUCCGAUCUCAAUCCAAAAUCUUUAGAUUAAGUUCGAUUUUUGACAUUACUAGUUAGAAGUUUCUGUCUAUAAUGAAAUUUUGGAUUAUGAUCGAGUAUUAAUUUUCAAGGUAAAUCACGCAGUUCCACCGUUAGAUUAUGUAAUGUUAAUUUUAUCCUCUGAUCAUUAAGGAAGUCCACUGCUGAACACCUCCCCCUCAAAGGGGGAAGGGGGCAUAAUCCUCACGUUUGAUAGAUUGUAAAAUAUUACACUAUUAUUCAAAGACUAUAAAUUUCCUACUAGCAGAUAAUAAUAGAGUACAAAAUAUUAUUGAUCGUUUUGUAUUUCUGAUUUAUAGAAGUCACAAAAGCCAAUUUAGGUAGUGGAAAUGCAUUUUUGUAACAGUAUCACUUUUGAAUAUAGUGCAAUAUUUUAUUUUUAUUUAUCAGAACUCUAAACAAAGUUAUCAAGCUAACAAUCAACGGUUUUCUUAAUAACUUUUUUAGUGUUUAUCAGAGGGUAAUCAAAAUUGACAUCUACGGCGGUGGUUAUAAAAUUUAAUAUGACCUGUAGAUCAGGAAACAACUAAUCUUAUGAGAUAAACUGUUAUGAAGAGUAGUCGGCUGAUUAGGUGAGAUAGAACCUUUAUUUUUUCGUCAACGAUCUCUGAUGUAUUUUAAAUGAGGAAACGUAGUACUUACUUUACUUUUCAUAAAAUUAAACUUUUCGUCUUCCUAUCGAACCAGUACGUUUGAGUACUAGUUAGUAAUUAUUCGAAAUUAUUACUUUGUACGUCGAUUUGAUAUCGCCAAAUUGAUGCUACGUUAAUGCCGAUUAGCCGACGGUAUUCUACCUCCAAAUAUUGGGCGUCUUAACGAAAAUAUAGGUGAUUUGAUAUACAAUUAGAUUUCACGAACCCUUUUUAUUCUCCAAUAACUAAAAUAAUACGAUCUCACUAUAUUGGAGACGCUGUGAUAAGGUUUCUUGAAAUCCAUUAGGUAUUUAUUAUUAUGUCGUAUAUGUACGACACGAAAAGGAGCCAACGAAAUGAAUUAUUUUCUAACAGUAAUGUACAGUGCUAUUAAAUAUUAAGUUAAUAUUAGAAAAUAACUCAUUUUGUUGAAGAAAAUAUUAUGAAACAUAAAUGCGAAGAUUUAUACGAAGUUACCAUAAGUUAAUGACAUAAAUAAUAACUGGAAUUGACUGCAAGCAAUAAAGCGUCUAUGUAUAUUCGCUUUGCAUUUCGAAAAUAGAAGGGAUAUGUGAGGUUCUGUAUUCCAACGUGCCAUAUAUGUGUCGUGGUGCUACGUCAACAAGCGAUGUUUAAACAAUCAUGUGUAACUAAUACUCAAACUGCAGUUUUUGUGAUCAGAAACUAAAAAUGUCCAUAAUUGUCAUUAGCAAUAAUGUUAGUACUUAUAGGCUAUUAAGUACUUAGAAGAUAUAGAAUGAUACAUAGAUAUGUAGGCACUAUUCUCACCUUCUAUACAAUCAUAUCAUACUGGAUUGAUUUCUUUCGAAACGGACAAUAAGAUUAUAUAAAGAGGUCUAAAUUUAUUCAUGUUUUCAUUGACAAGAGUUUUAAAUCGAUUUAUACAAAUAUAACAAUGUAAAUAGAUGCACAGUUGUAAAUAUAAGUUGCGGAUAGGCGUCGGGUACUUAGUGAAACAAAUUUUAUGUCCCGUUGGUUAUGAAGCGGCUUAAUGUUAGGACUCUUUCGUCGACACUUGAUGAAUGUACUGACAGUUAGUAGGACGUGCAAUAGAAGUGUGUCAUAUUUUAAGGGUCAUACUUCUAGUUGCUCCAAAUAUUUUAAUAGAGUAGCUAUGAGUAGUCGUCUUGGACCUAAAGUUAUAUAAAAUGUUUGUGUAUCUAUUUGGAAAAUGGUACCUUAAAGUAUGAACACACUUUUCUAUUACACUUAGGUAGCGCCAGUUUUCAAUAUGACUCCUUCUUGGUAUGAAUUUUGAAACGAGGCAAGGGACUAUCAAUUUAUACGAUUAAACCCUAUUAACAUAUUUUAUAGUGUGUGUACAUCGUGUUAAUGUAGCAUUUUGCCUUUAAACUUGCUAGAAUAUGAUAACUUUUCGAGCUUGGCUUUUUUCUAUACGACUCAACGACGAGAGAAAUGUAUGAAGCAGAUCUUAAGCGUCAUUUGCGUACAGUUAUUUUUGAAAGUACAAUGCGCAUAGUGACCGCUCCCACUAAAUCUUUGACAUUGUAUAGAACUCCUGUAGUGCCAUUGUGACGAACAAGUACUUGUGUAAAUCCGCUAAUAUUAAGUGAGUUUACAUAGAAGUGAGGGAAUGUAACGCAGUCAAUUUGUACGAGCAUCUAACACAAUACCAAACACUCGUUAGGUGUCGUCAUAGGCUUAUGUACUUGCCACAUUAGUAUGUAUAUAUCUGAACUAUAGGAUAUAUAUUUUUGUCAUAGAUAUUUUUUCUGUCAAUAAACUGCAUAAUUUAGCUUUAAGCAUUAGGUGUACUCUAUCAUUAGGACGUGAAAGGAAAUUAGAUGUUAGGAGAUGGUAUAUUAUGUGAUAAAAGUGAAAAAAUAUUGAGAAUAUUAUAUUUCUUUUUUUAACAACCUGUAUUGUAUGCCUAUAAGUAAAUGAUAAUUUUAAUGAAGUUUCUUUUAUAAGAUAAUGUAAUCUGAUAUGACGUUACAAAGUGUAUAGAACGUAUUAAGAAAUAUUCAGAAAAAAUAUGAAUUAAUGUUACUGUUGUUAUAUAGCUUUAUGUAAAAACCAAAAGUGUUAUUAUGUUUUUAAGAUUAAAAAUUAUUUAGGUGUCGAAUGAAGGUAACCGAAGUAUCGAUGCAACCGAAGAGUUUAUAGUUGGUCGUAAUGUGACAAAGUAAAACCAACUCUGUUGACUACAUAUUUUGGUCUAAUUUCUACGACCGUGAAUACAAUCAUGAAUUUGUAAUAUCUCAUGAUUAUUUUUAGAGGCGAUUUUUAUGUAUUAACUUUGAACGGAGAAGCACAUAAUUAUAUGGUGUCAUUCUAAGUGAAUGUCUUUAUAUUAUUUAAUUACAUUUUGAUUCAGUAUUGGCUCAAAGUAUUGUUUAUUCACAUGAUGUGUUAUUGAGCUGUUUACCUUUUAGUUAAACAUGUGAUUAUGUAUUUGUUAGAUAUGUUUUGAUGAGCGCAUGCAUUAAAUUAUGAAUUAUUAAAUAAUAAAAUCGAUAUAAUAGUUUUAUUUUGACUCGUGUGUGUAAACAGCUCAGUCAAUGUAUUUUGUAGUUAGCAUUUUAACUGUGUGUAGCAUUAAAUCGUGUUUUUAGUAGAACUUUUGCCUUAGGCAUGGUUUAUAAUCGUGUAAUGUAAAAUUAACAUGGUAAUAGUAACUUCAUAUUAUGUCUGAAUUGCUGUAUUUUCUUUUGUUUUGAAUUAUUUAUUAACGUUCUCAUCAGCUCAAUUUGUAUGGAGAGAACAGAUUAAGUCACAAACUUGUUCUUUUAGCUAUUAACAUGGCUUUACUUCACAAUACAUUUGCCUCAAACAAUGCUUUUCUUCUUACUGUCCUUAUCAACUUAAUUGUGGUCGGUAAAAUGUAAUUUUUUCUCUGAUUGGUUUAUCCUACCACAACUCGUUUCUUCAAUUUUUAUAUUGAUAUAGAAUCAAAAGUUUGUAAUAUUAGAUACAAAAAUAUAUAACUUGAAAGUUGAAACAAAAUCAACUACAUUCAGUUAAAAUGUUAAUGAAUAAAAACGAUGUUAAUUCAAUGGAGCCUAGCGCACGCUGGCUUGCGCUAAUGGUACAUGAUGCAAAGAAGCUUAUUGUUGACAAAGUCCACCGAAAUCUUUUGUAAAUAACAGAUUCAUUAAAUGAUAAUGAUGACUGA
This is a messenger RNA of Spodoptera frugiperda (fall armyworm), 6608 nucleotides long. RefSeq names its product monocarboxylate transporter 3. Gene Ontology annotation, biological process: monocarboxylic acid transport; transmembrane transport. Gene Ontology annotation, molecular function: monocarboxylic acid transmembrane transporter activity. The transcript is spliced from 14 exons. Lineage: Eukaryota; Metazoa; Arthropoda; Insecta; Lepidoptera; Noctuidae. The record is from RefSeq and is a predicted model, not a curated record. Bases 414 to 2750 code for a protein of 778 amino acids.